GGUGCCGCCUCCUCCUUCUACUGAGGCCUUGAACGGGACUGUAAGCAUCUCCUUAGACCAAUGGUAUCCUGUCCUUCCCAGAAAUCCUCAUCCACAGCCACAGCUCCAGUCUCCUAUGUAUAGUUCCAGUGCCUCUGUGUCCAGAGAGUGUACCAUCUCUCCUUCACGUGCAAGCGACGAAGAACACGUCUACAGUUUCCCCAACAAGCAGAAGUCUGCAGAACCAUCUCCUACCUUGAUGAGUUCCUCCUUAGGCAAUAACCUGUCAGAACUGGACCGUCUCCUCCUGGAAUUGAAUGCUGUCCAGCACAAUCCCCCACCUGGCAGUCCCACAGAUGAAACUCCUGGAAGCCCCUCGCGGCCUGGUGGGGCCGGGUCUCACUACACCCUUUUGGAGAACACUACCUCUUUGAAUGCACAGCCGACAGCUCCAGUGAAAGACAAGCCCAAGUGGAACGGAGGGCCAGGGAUUGAAGAGGUGUGCCCCAGUGUGGAGAGCCUUCUAGACGAACUAGAGAGCUCCGUGCCCAGUCCAGUACCAGCUAUCACUGUGAAUCAGGGAGAGAUGAAUAAUCCCCAGCGGUUCACCUCCAGCCAGCAACAGACCCGCAUAUCUGCCUCUUCAGCAACCAGAGAGCUGGAUGAGCUCAUGGCUUCACUUUCAGACUUCAAGUUUCCUCCCAUUAAGAUCAAAUCUGUAAUCAGGAAAACAAAAGAGAUCUCCAACGUGCAUCCAAUGUGCCGUGAUCUCUCACCGAGACGCAAGCUGGGCCCAGUCAUCUUCCAUAAAAACGUCUCCCAAGACCGCCUGAUAGAGGAGCUGCAAGACAGGCUGGGCAUCAGCAAAGCAGAGCAGGAGGAAUGGCAGCGAAGCCCGGAAGACUGGCUGACCGAGGGGGUCAUCAUUACCUCCAGGCCUCAGAAGAAGGAGAAAGAUGGUAGUCAACAAAUAGAAAAGGUUAUUAUUCCUGCUACGUCACCUCUCCCUCUGAGAAGAACAAUCUCUGUCCCACCUUCUCCUCCACUGCAGCUUCCUAAAGAUGUCUCAAAGGCAGCCUCUGUCAAAGCCACUCUUGGCUCUUCUCUCCCACCUGCUCCACCACCACCACCUCCCCUGCCCCUGCCCCCAUCGCCCCAUAUCCCUCAGCUGCGGUAUGUGCCAUCUGCCCAUCCGACUCAGCCUCCGCUCCAGUGGGAAAUGCUGUUGGAAGAAGGUCCCACCCAUCAGGCAUCGAUUCCCACACAGCCCAUAGGAACGGUGCCUUCCUCCAAAAUGAUGGUGUCGGUUAGCUGUCAGACAGAGGAAGAUUCCUUCUCCCCACCACAGCAGGUCCCUCCUAUUCCAUCUUUGGACCACGUUCUUGCUACUCGCCCACCCACUCCUGAGAAGUUUAUGUCCCAGGGAAAAGGUGGUGGCAGCUAUCCGUCUUCCACUCCUCCGAAGCCUGGCAGCCAGUUGGACAGCAUGCUUGGAAGCCUCCAGUCUGACUUGAACAAACUUGGGGUAGCAACAGUUGCCAAAGGUGUGUGUGGAGCCUGCAAGAAGCCAAUUGCUGGACAGGUUGUCACAGCAAUGGGGAAGACGUGGCACCCCGAGCAUUUCGUUUGCACCCAUUGUCAGGAGGAGAUCGGGUCCCGGAAUUUCUUUGAGCGUGACAGUCAACCCUACUGUGAGAAGGAUUAUCACAACCUCUUUUCACCUCGCUGCUACUACUGCAAUGGUCCCAUCCUGGAUAAAGUGGUGACAGCCUUGGACAGGACAUGGCACCCAGAACACUUCUUCUGCGCACAAUGUGGAGCAUUCUUUGGCCCUGAAGGCUUCCACGAGAAGGAUGGCAAAGCCUACUGCCGCAAAGAUUACUUCGAUAUGUUUGCUCCCAAGUGUGGUGGUUGUGCCCGUGCCAUCUUGGAAAACUAUAUCUCUGCCUUGAACACCCUCUGGCAUCCUGAGUGUUUUGUUUGCCGGGAAUGCUUUACUCCAUUCAUUAAUGGCAGCUUCUUCGAACAUGACGGGCAACCCUACUGUGAGGUGCACUACCACGAACGCCGUGGCUCGCUCUGCUCUGGCUGCCAGAAGCCCAUCACGGGGCGCUGCAUCACUGCGAUGGCCAAGAAAUUCCACCCAGAACACUUCGUCUGUGCCUUCUGUCUCAAACAGCUCAACAAAGGAACCUUCAAAGAGCAGAAUGACAAGCCCUAUUGUCAGAACUGUUUCCUGAAACUCUUCUGUUAAGGCUCAGUUGACCAUCGGUGAUAUCUCCUGCCAGGAAACCCUGCCUUGUUGUAUAUCCUCCGAGUUCAGUAACUUGAGGCAUGAAUGGGUUGAUGUAGGAGAUGAGGAGGAAAAGGAUUAGCGUGUGUGUAGAUGUGAAUGAGAUGCUCACAGUUGCUCUGUGAAGGUGGAAAAUCCAGAGAAAGAGCAUUGAGGUUGGACCUUCUCCAACCUGCCCCCCCUCAAUUAAUAGGAGAACCACACCUCCCAGAAUUCUGACCCAGAAUUGCUUGGGAAUUCUGGGAGCUCUGGUUCCAAGACAUUGGGAAGAUGCCAAGUUGGAAGAUGUUGAGUCAGAAGUGAUAUUUGAAUGGGAAGAUUACCUUUUUUGUACCUUAAUGACAUCUGAGCCAUGAAGGGAGUUGUUAGGUGAUUUCAGUUUGGUGAUACGGAAUGAGGAUUCUCCCAAAGAACAUAAAGAGGGUGAAAUCUUGUGGAUGCCAUGUUUGGAGGACAUUGGUUGUACAAGAUUUCUACAGUCAUUACGUUCUCCUUCAGUGGUUCACAGAAUGGUGGUCAAAAUGCUAGCAGGUCCCCAUAAAACCUCACUGUUGCAUAAGAUUGACCUUCUCUUUAUCUUUCUUUUCUGAGAUUUUCCAACAAUUGCUGGCGGACCCUGUCUGAAAAUUCCUUGGAAUGCUGGGGUUCUCCAUGGGUUGGGAAAAAAUCCGCUAUUGCAAAUUUCCAGAUGGUGUGAGGUGUCCCAGUCCCUCUGGAGCAAAACUCAUAUAGGCAAGGGUCCAACCUAUUUUGUGGUUGCACCUGAGAGGUAAAACCACACCAACCUUGACUUUUUUGCCUCUUGAUUCUCCUUCUUCUCCAGCCCGUUUCUCAUGCCUGUGAAAGAUGCUCCAGAGAGAUGACCUGAGCAAUAAUGACUUUUUAUAUUGACUUAGCAAUUUCAUAAACCCCUUGGUGUUCUGCUCAGGCCCUUUUUCUCUCCACGGUGUUUUGAUUGUGAGAGAAACGGUCUUUUUGCUAUCAAACUGAAUACUGUGUGUUUGGGUGAGGAAUGCUGGGUUUUUUUACACUGGGUCUUGAAUGCAUAACAAAAAAGCUUUUAAAACUCUUGUAUGGAAAUUUUAGUUUUAUGAACAUUUUUGACAGAUGCUUUUAGUAUCUGAUUGCUCUGGGCAGGGCCCUAGCUGCGUUGGUUCCUGUCUCCAUGAGCUUUGAUGCUUUGUUAAAACCAACUAUUAAUUAUAUAUAUAUAAAAAAGUCUUUUUUAAUCUGGGGGUCAGAGAGGUGGACUCUCCGAGGAGUGUGUUUGUGUAUUUUCUUUUUUGCUUAUUAAGUCAUUUUCUAUUGAUCAGAACUCAACUGGAAUGGAUUUUGUAAACUUACAAACCAUUGUGUUGGGAAGUCAUUCAACUUUCUUUCGCAAAGUUAAGAGCCUUAACUUCCUUUGGCAGAUAGAAAAGCACAAGUGAAAACCCAUUUGGUUCUAAGUUUUAUAGCCUGUUUCCGAUGUUACUUUUGGGGUGUUUUUUUGCAACAUAUAUUUUAGCCUCUGAGGGCUAGACUUUGUUCUUUUUCUUUUGGCCACGCGUGCUCUAAUUCAUCUCUGUAGCGGGAGAUACUGUGGCCGUACGUUGCAUUUGGCCAUGCCGAUGUCAGGUGUCUCUCUGUCGACGGGGAAUCGGGCAGCCAUUCAGAUGGGAAUAAUGGCAGAAAUACACCUUUGGCUGUGGGUCCCAGGCUGAUGGAGGCAGCUCGAGAGGGCCAUAAAUUUGGACCCCUUGGGGUCUUCUUUUAGGAUCAUAGAAUGGAAAACUGAGAAGGGACCUUGGAGAUGAUGUCUCCAACUUCCUGCCUUGUGUGGAAAUCCAUUACUCCAUGGAGAAAUGUUCUGCGUGGGUCCAUGUGGGUCAGGGUGGGUCCAUGUGGGUCAGGUCUUUUAACCAGAUGCUGACAGCAGGGCCUUCCUGGCUGCAUUGACGCAUGGAGCUCUCUGAGCAUUUUAAAGGUUUUUCAAACCCUGGAUUUGGGGAGAAGGCUCUUUUUGCAAUCUGGCGUGUUUUAUCUCGCUUUCCACAUGGGAAAGCCAAUCGAAUGGUUUGGUAGGCUCUCGGUUAGGACGAAAAUGUGCCUUUUUUCUUCUUCUUUUGGGGAGGGAAUAUCCUGUAGCUUUGGCAUGAUAGGCAGUUUUUUCUGUGCUUCAUACCCUUUUUUUUUAAAAAAAAAACCUCUUUUAAGUGCCUCAAAAUGAAGUGGGUCUUGGUUAAAGCUUCAGCUGUUCUGCUCAGGAGGAGAAGGGGAGUUUUCCUGUGGAAUUAUAUUUCUCUCCCCCUCUCCGUUUUCCAUAUUCAUUUUUAAAUAUGUUGCCCCUUCCCCUUUCUUAAAGUUCCUGUGAUGAUGCUAAUAAAAAAUUUGAGACAGG
This is a messenger RNA of Python bivittatus (Burmese python), 4652 nucleotides long. The record is from RefSeq and is a predicted model, not a curated record. Lineage: Eukaryota; Metazoa; Chordata; Lepidosauria; Squamata; Pythonidae.